GCGCCGAGGCUGCUGGCACACCGGAGCCCACAGAAAUCCUUCUUUGAGACACUCAUCAGGAGCCUGAUCAUCUUGUGUGUGGCAAUAGCGGUGGUCUUGUCGUCCAUCUCCAUCUGCGAUGGCCGCUGGCUCUUUGCGAGGGGCCAGCUCUUCGGACUCUGGCACUUCUGCACCGUUAGCAACGGCAGCGUCCUGAAGUGUGUCACUGAUCUCAGCCUGGCCAAGGUGGAGGGGCUGAGCGUGGGGGUGAUUCCCAUAAGAAGCAUGGUCUCCUUUGCCGUUGUGGUUGCUAUAUUUGGCCUGGAGCUGCUGAUGGUGUCCCAAGUCUGCGAGGAUGCCAAUGCAAGGCGGAAGUGGUCAAUGGGCUCGAUUCUCAUCCUUGUCUCGUUUUUUUUGUCGGCCACUGGGGUUCUGAGCUUCUCCAUCCUCGUGAAGGAUCAUCUCACCUUCACAGGCUUCACGCUGACGUACUGGUGUGAGUUCAUCGCUGCCUUUCUCUUCUUCCUUAAUGGGAUCAGUGGACUCCACAUCAACAGCCUCACACACCCUAGGAACAGGGUAGGCAAAAUCUAG
Cariama cristata (Red-legged seriema) is the source of this 573-nucleotide messenger RNA. It is a transcript of the gene TMEM37, whose product is annotated as transmembrane protein 37. The annotation marks the transcript as partial. NCBI's taxonomy places the organism in Eukaryota, Metazoa, Chordata, Aves, Cariamiformes, Cariamidae. Gene Ontology annotation, molecular function: calcium channel activity; voltage-gated monoatomic ion channel activity. The record is from RefSeq and is a predicted model, not a curated record. Gene Ontology annotation, cellular component: membrane. The transcript has a single exon.